Molecule: messenger RNA, 2778 nt
Organism: Thyridium curvatum
Lineage: Eukaryota; Fungi; Ascomycota; Sordariomycetes; Thyridiales; Thyridiaceae
Exons: 4
Coding region: 1-2778 (925 amino acids)
Biological process (GO): proton export across plasma membrane; regulation of intracellular pH
Cellular component (GO): plasma membrane
Molecular function (GO): ATP hydrolysis activity; ATP binding; P-type proton-exporting transporter activity
Source: RefSeq, a predicted model, not a curated record
AUGGCUGAGCACAAUUCCGCCGGCUCGCCGGCGCUGAACACGCCAAUUGAGUCGGGCCACUUCGAUGAGAAGGCCCCCGCCCAGGCCCAGCAGCCCACCAAGGCCAAGCCUGUUGAGGAAGAGGAGGAAGAUGAGGACAUUGACGCCCUCAUUGAGGACCUCGAGUCCCAGGAUGGUCACGGAAUGGAGGAGGAGGAGGAGGAGACCAACACGCCCGGUGGUGGUCGCGUUAUCCCCGAGGACAUGCUCCAGACCGACACCCGCAUUGGUCUGACUGAGCAGGAGGUCGUUGCCCGUCGCCGCAAGUACGGUCUCAACCAGAUGAAGGAGGAGAAGGAGAACCUGAUCCUCAAGUUCCUCUCGUACUUCGUUGGUCCCAUCCAGUUCGUCAUGGAGGCUGCUGCCGUCCUUGCUGCUGGUCUUGAGGACUGGGUUGAUUUCGGUGUCAUUUGCGGUCUGCUUCUUCUUAACGCUGCUGUCGGUUUCAUCCAAGAAUUCCAGGCCGGCUCCAUCGUCGACGAGCUCAAGAAGACCCUCGCUCUUAAGGCUGUUGUUCUCCGUGACGGUACUCUGAAGGAGGUCGAGGCCCCCGAGGUCGUUCCCGGUGAUAUCCUCCAGGUUGAGGAGGGUACCAUUAUUCCCGCCGAUGGUCGCAUUGUCACCGACGAUGCCUUCCUCCAGGUCGAUCAGUCCGCCAUCACUGGCGAGUCCCUCGCUGUCGACAAGCACAAGAGCGACCAGUGCUAUGCUUCGUCCGCCGUCAAGCGUGGUGAGGCUUUCAUUGUCGUCACCGCCACUGGUGACAACACCUUCGUCGGUCGCGCUGCUGCUCUCGUCAACGCCGCCUCCGCCGGAACUGGUCACUUCACCGAGGUUCUCAACGGUAUCGGAACUGUUCUCCUGGUCCUCGUCGUCCUGACCAACCUUGUUGUCUGGGUCUCGUCGUUCUACCGCUCCAACCCCAUUGUUGAGAUUCUCGGCUUCACCCUUGCCAUCACUAUCAUUGGUGUCCCCGUCGGUCUCCCCGCUGUCGUUACCACCACCAUGGCUGUCGGUGCUGCCUACCUGGCCCGCAAGAAGGCCAUUGUCCAGAAGCUGUCCGCUAUCGAGUCCCUGGCUGGUGUCGAGAUUCUGUGCUCUGACAAGACCGGUACCCUGACCAAGAACAAGCUCUCUCUCUCUGAGCCCUACACCGUCGCCGGUGUCGACCCCGAGGACCUGAUGCUUACUGCCUGCUUGGCCGCCUCGCGCAAGAAGAAGGGUAUGGAUGCCAUUGACAAGGCUUUCCUCAAGUCUCUGCGCUACUACCCCCGCGCCAAGGGCGUCCUGUCCAAGUACAAGGUCAUUGACUUCCACCCCUUCGACCCCGUCUCCAAGAAGGUCACCGCCCUUGUCGAGUCUCCCCAGGGCGAGCGCAUCACCUGCGUCAAGGGUGCUCCCCUCUUCGUUCUCAAGACUGUCGAGGAUGACCACCCCAUCCCCGAGGAGAUUGACCAGGCCUACAAGAACAAGGUCGCCGAGUUCGCCACCCGUGGUUUCCGUUCCCUCGGUGUUGCCCGCAAGCGUGACGGUGGUGCCUGGGAGAUCCUCGGUAUCAUGCCCUGCUCUGACCCUCCCCGCCACGACACUGCCCGCACCAUCAACGAGGCCAAGUCUCUCGGUCUGUCCAUCAAGAUGCUUACUGGUGAUGCCGUCGGUAUCGCCCGUGAGACUUCCCGCCAGCUCGGUCUCGGCACCAACGUCUACAACGCUGAGCGCCUCGGUCUCGGUGGCGGCGGUGACAUGCCUGGUUCCGAGGUCUACGAUUUCGUCGAGGCUGCCGAUGGUUUCGCCGAGGUUUUCCCCCAGCACAAGUACAACGUCGUCGAGAUUCUGCAGCAGCGUGGCUACCUCGUUGCCAUGACUGGUGACGGUGUCAACGACGCUCCCUCCCUGAAGAAGGCUGAUACCGGUAUUGCUGUCGAGGGUGCCUCCGACGCUGCCCGCUCCGCCGCCGAUAUCGUCUUCCUUGCCCCCGGUCUCGGUGCCAUUAUCGAUGCCCUCAAGACCUCUCGCCAGAUUUUCCACCGCAUGUACGCCUACGUCGUCUACCGUAUCGCUCUUUCCAUUCACUUGGAGAUCUACCUCGGCCUGUGGAUCGCCAUUCUCAACCGCUCCCUCAACAUUGAGCUCGUUGUCUUCAUCGCCAUUUUCGCCGAUGUUGCCACUCUUGCCAUUGCCUACGACAACGCUCCCUACAGCCGCACUCCCGUCAAGUGGAACCUGCCCAAGCUCUGGGGUAUGUCCGUCCUGCUCGGUAUUGUCCUGGCUGUCGGUACCUGGAUCACCGUCACCACCAUGUACGCCAACGGCGAGAACGGUGGUAUCGUCCAGAACAACGGUAACCUGGAUGAGGUCGUCUUCCUGGAGAUCUCCCUGACUGAGAACUGGCUGAUCUUCAUCACCCGUGCCAACGGUCCCUUCUGGUCCUCCAUCCCCUCGUGGCAGCUUGCCGGCGCCAUUCUGGUUGUCGAUAUCCUUGCCACCUGCUUCACCAUCUGGGGUUGGUUCAUCCCCGGCAGCCCCCUCACCCACAUUGUCGCCGUCGUCCGUAUCUGGAUUUUCUCCUUCGGUGUCUUCUGCGUCAUGGGCGGUGUCUACUACAUGCUCCAGGACUCUGUUGGCUUCGACAACCUCAUGCACGGCAAGUCCCCCAAGGGCAACCAGAAGCAGCGCUCCCUCGAGGACUUCGUUGUCUCUCUCCAGCGUGUCUCUACCCAGCACGAGAAGUCGCAGUAA